This is a messenger RNA of Symbiodinium sp. CCMP2592, 882 nucleotides long. The record is from the annotation of a GenBank genome assembly. NCBI's taxonomy places the organism in Eukaryota, Dinophyceae, Suessiales, Symbiodiniaceae.
AUGACCAACCGCCUUGCACCUUUGCUCCAAAUGCACCCGGUGGAGGUGGCUUCGUCCGAACUGACGGCGGCCUUGUGCAACAUCAUCCAUGAGUUGAAGCGUGCCAAAAAAGAGGAAUCACUCGCGGAGCAGGCUGCCGUUUUGCUGGACCUCUCGAACGCCUUGCACGAGCUCCGCCAGAGCUUGUGUACCACUCUGCACAGCAUCCGACUGCCUACCCUCGUAGAGCCCGUCGUGGCGCAGAUCUAUGUCAAGAGAAAUCAGCCGUGGUUAGAGGCAGUCCCUUUUGGCCGCCUCUGCCAUAAGUGGCGAGGGAAGCAGUUCCAGUUAUUGCACGAGGGGCAAGUAGUCUUCCCACGUGCUCGCCUGCAUGCAAUGGUCCCUGAGAAAGGCGAGGCUCUGGAGUUGCAGGUGCUGGUUGGGCAGGAGGCGCAUCCCAGCAUCAGAGUCGUCGUCGGCAGAACACCACCGGAAUUUGAAGAGUCCGGCUUGCCCAUGCCCUCAUUUCCGUUGUACGAAAUGUGCGAGCUGCAGACUCCUGUGCUUGGAGACACCAACCGUCUCCUCUUCGGAGACCUGCUUCUGCGCAAGCCGCAUGGGCACAUUUCAGCCAGACUCUUGGACCGCUUCAGCCACAUGGUGCAGACGGUACCCGCACUAGGAAGAAGACACCUAAACGAGUUCAAAGAGAACUUGCAGGCAACGGACCACAUCUUGCACAUCCGGGUCUCUGCGGACGGUCAAAGUUUAGCCCUGAGGGCCAAGCUCGCCUAUGACCCGCGCUACAUCCUCGUGCCCGUCUUGGAGAGCGAGACCAAACCUCCAUGGAACAAGAAGGAGUUCGCGAAUGUCUGCAAUGCCAUCCACAGUGCCGUGUGGUGA